Messenger RNA from Dentiscutata erythropus, 300 nucleotides. Lineage: Eukaryota; Fungi; Glomeromycota; Glomeromycetes; Diversisporales; Gigasporaceae. The record is from the annotation of a GenBank genome assembly.
GUUGAGUUAUCUGAGUCUGAACUUCGUGAUAUGAUAAAUCUAACAUCGAUAAAUAGUUUUAUCGAAGAUGAGAAGGCAAAUAAAAGUAUUAAUAUAUUUGAUAAUCAAAGUAUUUUAAAUAUAAUUUUGGAAGAUUUUGUAAAUCUAAAUGAUCCAAUUUUUCAAGAAAAUGAUUCUAUACUAAAUGAAAUUUCAAAUGAGAAUUCAAACAAUAUUAAUGAAAACAGCAUUACUGGUAAUAUGAAUUUUAACCCUGAAAAUCUCGUUGAUGCUAUUUUGGGUAAUGAAUUGGAUUAUUAG